Messenger RNA from Thecamonas trahens ATCC 50062, 3528 nucleotides. RefSeq names its product ribosome assembly protein 4. The transcript has 3 exons. Gene Ontology annotation, cellular component: cytoplasm; nucleus. The coding region runs from base 1 to 3528 and encodes 1175 amino acids. Gene Ontology annotation, molecular function: ubiquitin binding. NCBI's taxonomy places the organism in Eukaryota, Apusomonadida, Apusomonadidae. Gene Ontology annotation, biological process: signal transduction; ubiquitin recycling; proteasome-mediated ubiquitin-dependent protein catabolic process. The record is from RefSeq and is a predicted model, not a curated record.
AUGCAUAUCGAAGCGACGUCAUCGUCACCAGCCGGGCCGUCCUCCACCAAGUCAUACGAUGUCUUCCUCUGCCACGGCUCCAACGACAAGGGGCUCAUGCUCUCGCUCCGCGACAAGCUCGUUGCCCUCGGUCUGCGCGUCUUUCUCGACGUCAAGUCGCUCGACGCCAUGAUUGUCCAAGAUCCCGCAGACUGCGCCCGGCUUGCCCGUCACUCACACGUUGUGGUCGUCGUUGUCUCAAAGUACUCGAUCGUCACACGGUGGGCCAUCGCAGAGGCCGACGCAGCCCUCGCUGAUCCGACUUGCAAGGUCUUUCCAGUUUUUGCCGACGCUGAGCUCUCGCUCGAGACCGUCUCGUCGCCGCCAUGGCGUGACGGCCCGCGGGAUGCCAGCCAUCCUCUACUGGCGUACAUGGCGGUGGCUUUCCCGCCGCAGAUCCCGAACAACCGUCGACUCAUGGAGCUGUGGGAACACGAUGAACUCACGCCCGAGCUCAAAGUCGCCCGCGUCGGCACUCUCUACGCCCUCCUCGAGCGCGGCCUCGCUCCGUACUCGCCGGCUCGCGACAGCGUGGUUGACAUGGUCGACGAUCUUGCCGACCGCAUCCAGGCCAUUGUUCCCAGUUCACCCCUCCGCCCCUCACCCAUGCCACCGCCACUCAAUCCACCCGAGUACCACCCGCUCCCUGACACUCGUGAUGCGGUCAUUAAUGUCCUUCUUGGUGCGAACAACGUCUCAGUCGUCGGUGUCAACGGGCUCGGCGGCGUCGGCAAGUCGUCACUCGCUGCCGAUGUCGCCAUCCAUCCCGCCAUCACCUCGGUCUUCUCCGUCUUCUGGCUCUCGCUUGGUGAGGACAAUACGUCCAACCCAGCUCUUGCCAGCCGCAUGUCUUACUUUCUCAAGCAGGGUCUGAGCUGCACAGGCUCACCUGAGUGGGCAAAUACCCUUGCUCUCAACGAUUCCCGCAUCGUCUCCCUCGCGACCCUUUGCCGCGGCCAUGCCCUCGCCCUCGCCGUCCUUGGCUCGUCCAUUUCUGGCGAGGCUGCACUUGACGCCGCUGUUGCUAACUUUGAUUCGGCCUCCAAGCGUGCUUUCCACAAGCACCGCAAGUCAGAAGGCGGCACCGACGCCAAGUACGCCCACAUCUUUGAUAUCAUCGCAUGGACCCUCCGCAGCAUCGACGACCUCGACCGUCCGAUAGCACUCGCUAUUUACGCCAUGCUCGGCGUCUUUCCAUCAGACGCGCCCAUCGACGUCGCCAACUUUCGCGCCACAGUCCCAAAAGACGAUAUUGGCUUUGCUGCGGCCCUCGAUGCCCUUGCCGAUGCCUCUCUCCUGCGCGUCGUUGCCACGGAUGGCGGCGCCAUAACCGUAGUCGAGCUGCACGAUCUGCACCUCGAGUACAUUCGCCAUCGGCUUGAGGUGUGCUUUGACGACAUCCCUUCCCUUCCUGCCCGUCACCUCGCCAUUGUCGCCGGGGUGCCUCCGCCUGGCGCCACGCCAGAGUCCGCUAAGACGGCAAUGACCUCUGGCACUGCCUCCGAUUGGAUCGUCACCCGCGGUAUUUCGCACCUGAUUGCAGCCGGAGCGAAUCAUGCCGCCGUUGCCGUUGCUCUCUCCUGGCCGUGGAUGAAUGCCCGCGCAAACGACUCGCUUGGUGGCCUCCUCAAUGACCUGCGUUGUGUUGUGCGCCUUGGCUGUGAAGGAGCCAAGAACAUUGACGAGGUCGAGCGUGCGCUGUCGCUCUCACGCGAGAUCAUUGAGAGGGGCAAGUCGCACAUCGAAACCGAGCUCGUUGCGCGACUUGCCUAUAACAACGCGUCCAACGCCGUGAAGGACCUGGUUGCUGCUGUGAGCGAAGAUGCCUCGUAUGGGGCUCUCAUUCCAUCGAGAGCCGUGGACCCUGUCGCGCAUCGUGGUGCUGAGCGCUUUCGCUUUGAUGGCUCGUUCGGCAAUGUCAUCAACAUCGGUGGCUCGCUGGUUGCUGCUGGAUGUGAGGAUAAUGUGGACGUACUUGACGUGCAAACUGGUGAACGCGUGGGGCGGCUGGAGGGUCACACCAAGUAUGUGGAGGGUGUGAUUGCGCUGCCGAGUGCGGAUGGCCAGCUGCCUGUCCUGGUCUCGUGGUCGGCCGACAAGACGAUCCGGGUGUGGCAUCUUGCGGACGACGGGACGGGCGCCAUGCGGUACACCGCGGACAGUGCCUUCUGUGAGGUGCUGGAGGGCCACAUCUUCUGGGUGCAGGGGGUGAUUGCGCUGCCGAGUGCGGAUGGCCAGCUACCUGUCCUGGUCUCGUGGUCGUGGGGCAACACGAUCCGGGUGUGGCAUCCUGCGGACGAUGGGACGGGCCCCAUGCGGUACACCGCGGACGGUGCCUCCUGUGAGGUGCUGGAGGGCCAUACCGACGAUGUGGAGGGUGUGAUUGCGCUGCCGAGUGCGAAUGGCCAGCUGCCUGUCCUGGUCUCGUGGUCGAGAGACAAGACGAUCUGGGUGUGGCAUCCUGCGGACGACGGGACGGGCGCCAUGCGGUACACCGCGGACAGUGCCUCCUGUGAGGUGCUGGAGGGCCACACCGACCGUGUGCUGGGGGUGAUUGCGCUGCCGAGUGCGAAUGGCCAACUGCCCGUCCUGGUCUCGUGGUCGGCCGACAAGACGAUCCGGGUGUGGCAUCUUGCGGACGACGGGACGGGCGCCAUGCGGUACACCGCGGACAGUGCCUUCUGUGAGGUGCUGGAGGGCCACAUCUUCUGGGUGCAGGGUGUGAUUGCGCUGCCGAGUGCGGAUGGCCAGCUGCCUGUCCUGGUCUCGUGGUCAGACGACAGGACAAUCCGGGUGUGGCAUGCUGCGGACGACGGGACGGGUGCCAUGCGGUACACCGCGGACGGUGUCUCCUGUGAGGUGCUGAAGGGCCACACCAGCUGGGUGAAUGGUGUGAUUGCGCUGCCGAGUGCGGAUGGCCAGCUGCCAGUCCUGGUCUCGUGGUCGGAGGACAGCAUGAUCCAUGUGUGGCAUGCUGCGGACGACGGGACGGGCGCCAUGCGGUACACCGCGGACAGUGUCUCCUGUGAGGUGCUGGAGGGCCACACCAGCUGGGUGAAUGGUGUGAUUGCGCUGCCGAGUGCGCAUGGCCAGCUGCCUGUCCUGGUCUCGUGGUCAGACGACAGGACGAUCCGGGUGUGGCAUGCUGCGGACGACGGGACGGGCGCCAUGCGGUACACUGCGGACAGUGUCUCCUGUGAGGUGCUGGAGGGCCACACCAACGAUGUGCAUGGUGUGAUUGCGCUGCCGAGUGCGGAUGGCCAGCUGCCUGUCCUGGUCUCGUGGUCGCUCGACAACACGAUCCGGGUGUGGCAUGCUGCGGACGACGGGAUGGGCGCCAUGCGGUACACCGCGGACGAUGUCUCCUGUGAGGUGCUGGAGGGCCACACCAACGAUGUGCAUGGUGUGAUUGCGCUGCCGAGUGCGGAUAGCCAGCUGCCUGUCCUGGUCUCGUGGUCGCUCGACGGGACGAUCCAGUGCCUCCUGUGA